This is a messenger RNA of Zalophus californianus (California sea lion), 1624 nucleotides long. RefSeq names its product calcium and integrin binding family member 2 (gene CIB2). NCBI's taxonomy places the organism in Eukaryota, Metazoa, Chordata, Mammalia, Carnivora, Otariidae. The transcript has 7 exons. The record is from RefSeq and is a predicted model, not a curated record. Bases 565 to 999 code for a protein of 144 amino acids. Gene Ontology annotation, molecular function: calcium ion binding.
GGCGCCAUCCGGCCGGAAGUCGCUGUCCCGCCCGGCCGGAGGAGGGAAGAGGCCGGGCACCUCCCGCGGCGGGAAGGGGCGGCCCCUGACGGGGUGGGCACGCCGCACCUCGGGGCGGGGUCGCGCUCCCGCCUCCUGGUGGCCGCGGGGCUGCGGGGCGGGUCCGGGUGGCCGCGAGCUCGGGCUCCGGCGCCCGGGCGACGGCGCGGCGGCCGCCAUGGGCAACAAGCAGACCAUCUUCACGGAGGAGCAGCUGGACAACUACCAGGAUCCAAAGCAAGACAAGAAUUUGGGAAUGUGACUACAAAACACCAGCAGGCUCCUCAGAACCCUGAGAAGCUUUUAAGGUUCCUGCCAUAUUCAUCCCCCAUGAGCUACCUUUCUGCAAUGAGCUCCAGGCAAAUAAGUCAACAGCAGAAAAAGCAAACCGUCAGUUGAUGAGCAGGUUCACGGCAGCUUUGUUGGUGCUCAGAGAAGAAACAUUAGGACUGCACCUUCUUCAAUAAGAAGGACAUCCUCAAGCUCCACGCACGGUUCUACGAGCUGGCCCCCAACCUCGUCCCCAUGGACUACAGGAAGAGUCCCAUCGUCCACGUGCCCAUGAGCCUCAUCAUCCAGAUGCCGGAGCUCCGGGAAAACCCCUUCAAGGAAAGGAUCGUGGAGGCUUUUUCUGAGGACGGCGAGGGGAACCUCACCUUCAACGACUUUGUGGACAUGUUCUCCGUGCUGUGUGAGUCGGCUCCCCGGGAGCUCAAGGCCAACUAUGCCUUCAAGAUCUACGACUUCAACACGGACAACUUCAUCUGUAAGGAGGACCUGGAGCGCACGCUGGCACGGCUCACCAAGUCGGAGCUGGACGAAGAUGAGGUGGUGCUCGUGUGUGAAAAGGUCAUCGAGGAGGCCGACCUGGACGGCGACGGCAAACUGGGCUUCGCAGACUUUGAGGACAUGAUUGCCAAGGCCCCCGACUUCCUCAGCACCUUCCACAUCCGGAUCUGAGGACACUGCCGAGGGCACAGGGGCCCCAAGGCCAACCACCUGGGUCUGCUGUCUGCAUGAGUGUGACCUCCGAGCUGUCCAUAAAAGAGGCUGCGGCCUCUGGGGUUAGACCCACCAACAUUUUCUUGGCCCUUUCAGCAAAAAAUCCUUAACCAGGGAAGGCGGGUGUGGGGAGCAGGGCCCUUCCCAGGCCCCGCCACACGCCCUCCGUCUGUGCCCCCGAGCCCCCCAGACCGCGGUCCUCUCCCUUUCAGAAAUUGCCCCGCUGGGAGGGGGAGGCAGAGACCUCACGGGGCAGGGGUUACGGACGUGUCCCAAGUGCUGGGCCGGCGUCCUGACGGCCCAGGGCAAAGCGAAAAGGGAAGGAGGACAAGGUGUCACGAGCUAUGCAGUCUUUCUCCAAAACCCAUAGCUGGGCUGCCCCCCAGCCCCGCCUGGUCCCCUUCUCCCCCGACUCCCCCAAUGUGAAGCUGUGUGGACAGUGGGCCAAGGGCUCUGUCCCUGUCCCUGGCUCUGAGGCCUGGGCAGCCCCCCUGCCCUCCCCCCAAGAUGUGGAAUUCUCACUGGUGCGUGCUGUCCACACAUUUGUGAAUUCCCAGUAGUAAAGCACUUUGACGUCCCCGUG